GCGGACUCUUCAAAUAGUUCUCUGUACAUAAGAUCACACCAAGAAGGUAGGUCGAGGAGCUGAUAUUUACGGGGUGUGUCCGGUGGAAGGGACCGUAAUGUUAAGGCAGGUUUUUCAAGUCCUUCACUCUGCUGAAAAGACGCACCUGUGGCUCCGUUAGUCCACUCAGAUAGCGGACAGAGGAGACAGCGGUCAUGGCAGCUGCCACAGCUCAGUCGAUGGGGAAUUUGCCCAGUGGCCUGGGGAUUUGCACCACGGCACCAGAUAUAUUCUAUUUACCUGAACUGGUGUUUGGGGGUUUGGUGUGGAUCCUGGUAGCCUCCACACGCGUGACGCCAGAGAAUCCCCUGGGCUGGGUGAUGUUCGUCUCCGUCUUCUGUUUCGUUAUGACCUUCCUCUGGCUCGUCAUCUUCGCCUGUGGAGGGCACAAGAACAGUGGGGGGUGGGCCACGGCGGACUUUGUGUAUCACUUUCUGGCUGCUCUGUUCUACCUGAGUGCCUCAGUUCCUCUCGCCAAGGUGACCCUCGAUAUGAAAGAUGGCACCAACUUCAAGUACUAUCAGAUCGACAUCGCAGCAGUGGUUUUCUCCUACACUGCCACACUCUUCUACUUCAUCCACUGUAUCCUCUCAGCAAUAAGGUGGAAGUCUUUCUGAUCAGCAUUGCAAUAUUGCUCUUAGCUUGAAAAAAAAACUCUACAAAACUCAGAACUCUGGGGGAAUGAGAAGAAUCUCAAGUCAGUCCUGGAAAAGAUUGCUCACUCUGAAUUCUACAAAUCUGCAAAUCAAUUCCAUCAGCGGCUUAGAGAGCACUGUUUGUAUUAUACAUAUUCCCAAACAGAUAUAGGCCUGCAAACAUAAAAUUGUUAAUACACAAAUGCACUGUAAAAAUAUCUGUAUAUUUUCUGUUGGGCGUAUAUUUAACACACACAAACACACACACUGUCACUGAAUAAUUUUUUCACCUGUUUUUAUUAAGCAUAUUCUUGAUGGAUAGUAAAAAGAACAUUUAGAUUUUUAUAAUCAGAUUUUUGUAAAAAAGAAAAAUGACACCCAGAUAUGGCACUUGACUAAACUGAACUUUUAUAAUGUCAAUCUUUAUACUGAUGGGGUUUGUUUUAUACAUUUGAACUGUUGGGUAUGCAUUUUGUCAGAAAUAUGCUUAACAUUAUGUUUUAAAUAAAGAAUAUUCACUGAAG
Molecule: messenger RNA, 1198 nt
Organism: Alosa sapidissima (American shad)
Lineage: Eukaryota; Metazoa; Chordata; Actinopteri; Clupeiformes; Clupeidae
Product: myelin and lymphocyte protein-like
Exons: 4
Coding region: 195-656 (153 amino acids)
Biological process (GO): myelination
Cellular component (GO): membrane
Molecular function (GO): structural constituent of myelin sheath
Source: RefSeq, a predicted model, not a curated record